Messenger RNA from Poecilia reticulata (guppy), 2186 nucleotides. Lineage: Eukaryota; Metazoa; Chordata; Actinopteri; Cyprinodontiformes; Poeciliidae. The record is from RefSeq and is a predicted model, not a curated record.
ACUUGUUCACAAGGAGAGGAUUUGGAGUGAAAGACGAAGAGAUCGAGUCAGAGCGUUGUUGAGGGACACAGGUCCGCAGAGAUUAGAGAAUGAGGAAAAGAGAGGCAGAAAAAAACCAGAGAGAGAGAGAAGGGGAGGGGAAUCACAGAGAGAGAGAAAGAGAGAGAGGUGUGUGUGCUCAGACUGAAAGUCUGAAUCAGUAAGAAAGAAAGCUGGUGACUGUUCACUGUUUUUAGUGCCUUAUUAGUAAUUCCCAUCUUAAAGGAGUGGGUUUUUGUUUCUUCAGUUCCUCUGUUUUUGGAUUUCCAUGACCCUCGGACUACAAAUCGACCCAAAAGCUUUUGUGAGAGGAGCCAGUCUUUGCGAUUGAAUUGAAGCUCAUUGAUAUUUCGUGUAGAUCUGAAACAAAUCUCCUGUCUGGAUCUAUUUAUUGCCUCUAACAUGGGGUUUGGCAAGGGACUGCUGAUUUUGGGGUUUGUGUGUGCACUGCAGAAACCCGUGUUUGGGUGCAGCGAUGGCUUCCAAAAGAAUGACAGCAAAUGCGAAGAUAUAAACGAGUGUGAAGAUUAUCCUGGCUUAUGCGGGGGCUAUGCAAUGUGCAUAAACACCAAUGGCAGCUACCACUGUAUUUGUUCUGCUGGUUUCCGCAAUAAGAAAGGGAAUCCCAAGUUUACUGCUAAGGAGGGACAGUGCAUUGAUAUUAAUGAAUGCAUGGAUAUUAAUCCAACCUGUGGUCCUCAUGGCACAUGCAGUAAUGUUAUUGGACACUAUAGAUGCGUCUGUAACACCGGCUACGUUAGCACAGACGCCAGAAACAACACUGCACACUGCAGAGAUAUAGACGAAUGCAAGGAACACAAAGACAUUUGUGGAGAGAAAGGCAACUGUGAAAACCUCAGUGGGAGUUAUCGAUGCAAAUGUGAGGCAGGAUACACCAACUACGGCCAGGAAAAAACCAAAUGCUUAAAGCUCGAGUGUGACAGCUUUAGCGCCGACAGCGAUCCGGGGAAGUCAUUUGAAGGGCUGGCGGACAUGUUGUCCAUGAUGAGGAACAGCUGCUUGGCUCUGUCCAACCCGAGCUUUUCUGCUGGUGGAAAGGCUGACGGCGACGCGCUGCUCGAGAAACUUCUGACAGCGACCGACACCAUCCUGUCCCCUGGACAUGUGGAAACCAGUAAAGGUGUGAGUGGGCUGCUCAGUGCUGUGGAGAAGUCCAUUUUACUGAUCGGCCCUCAGCUCAAAGCCAAUGACACCAAAAUGGAGACCAAAGAAGCGGAAGCAAAAAUUACAGUUCGAAGAGGAGCUACCCGCCCAACCGGACCAAUCCAUCUGACCAGUGAACACGCUGAUCUCAAMACUGACUGGACAACAGCAGCUGGCGAAGGCCCAUAUCCUGGUUUUGCUCUGGCCGCAUUGCUGAGCUACAAGAAUCUGGAGGGGUCCGUAAACAGAUCUUUCGAGGACCUGAAAGAAAAAGAAAAAGAAAAAGAGGCCAUUUCCUUCCAGGUCUUCUCCAAAGUYGUCUCUGUCGUGGUUUCCAACCCGUCGACUCAGAACCUGCACAGUCCCGUCAACAUUACUUUCAGACAUCUGAAGGACAUAAAGCAGACCCCCGAGGUGAGCUACAUCUGCGCGUACUGGGAUGAGAGAGGAGUCUGGUCCCCAGAUGGUUGCUCCCAGGAGCUGUCCAACGACACACACACUGUGUGUUCGUGUGAACAUCUGAGCAGCUUUGCUGUGCUGAUGGCCCUUUAUCCCAUGAAGACCAGCUUUCAGCUCCAACUGUUGACCCAGAUCGGCCUGAUCAUCUCCCUGGUUUGCCUGGUGCUGAGCAUCCUGACGUUCAGRUUCUGCCGGUCCAUUCAGGGGACGCGCACCACCAUCCACCUGCACCUCUGCCUCUGCCUCUUUAUGGCGGACCUCGUCUUCUUGGUCGGGAUUUCUCGAACCAGUCCAGAGGGUGGCUGCAAGUUUGUUGCCGCAAUGCUCCAUUUCUUCUUCUUGGGCGUAAUGAGCUGGAUGCUGUUAGAAGGGGUGCAGCUGUACAGAAUGGUGGUCCUGGUGUUUAACGCCACCAUCCGGCCCCUCUACYUGUACCUCACUGGUUACGGGGUCCCUCUGGGGAUUGUUUUCAUAUCCGCCAUCAUCAGACCGGGGGGCUACGGCACUAAAGACCAGUAAGUAAA